This is a messenger RNA of Lodderomyces theae, 1683 nucleotides long. It is a transcript of the gene PGM2, whose product is annotated as phosphoglucomutase. The coding region runs from base 1 to 1683 and encodes 560 amino acids. Gene Ontology annotation, molecular function: phosphoglucomutase activity; magnesium ion binding. Gene Ontology annotation, biological process: carbohydrate metabolic process. The transcript has a single exon. Gene Ontology annotation, cellular component: cytosol. The record is from RefSeq and is a predicted model, not a curated record. Lineage: Eukaryota; Fungi; Ascomycota; Pichiomycetes; Serinales; Debaryomycetaceae.
AUGUCAGACAUUAAGAUUGCAACAAUUGAUACCAAACCAUUCCAAGAUCAAAAGCCAGGUACUUCAGGUUUGAGAAAGAAAGUGACAGUUUUCCAACAGCCCCACUAUACAGAGAACUUUAUUCAAGCAAUUUUGGAUGCAAUCCCAGAGGGUAGCAAAGAUGCAACCUUGGUAAUUGGUGGUGACGGAAGAUACUACAAUGAUGUGGUUAUCCAAUUGAUUAUCAAGAUUGCUGCAGCAAAUGGUGUAAAGAAAGUUAUCUUGGGUCAGAAUGGUAUCUUGUCAACACCAGCAACCUCGCAUGUGAUUAGGUUGUUGGGUGCGACGGGUGGAAUCAUCUUGACGGCAAGUCACAACCCAGGUGGUCCAAAGAAUGAUUUGGGAAUCAAGUACAAUUUGGGUAAUGGAGGACCUGCCCCUGAAUCGGUGACAAACAAGAUUUUUGACAUUUCAAAAACGUUGACCAAUUACAAGUUGGCACAAUUGGAAGAUGUUGAUAUUUCCAAGAUUGGGCAAGUUAAAGCUGGGCCAAUUGAGGUGGAAGUUAUUGAUUCCACAAAGGACUAUGUUGAAAUGUUGAAGGAUAUUUUUGAUUUCCCAUUGAUCAAGUCGUUCUUGGAUAAGGCCACUAAAGAACAAGAUUUCAAAGUCUUGUUUGACGCAUUAAAUGGUGUCACUGGUCCAUACGGGUACAAGAUUUUCAUUGAAGAGUUGGGCUUGCCUGAAUCCUCAAUCCAAAACUAUAAACCAUUGAGUGAUUUUGGUGGAUUGCAUCCUGAUCCAAACUUGACGUAUGCGCAUACAUUGGUUGAGAGAGUAGAUAAGGAAAACAUUGCAUUUGGUGCUGCUUCGGACGGUGAUGGUGAUAGAAAUAUGAUUUAUGGCGCUGGCACAUUUGUAUCACCGGGUGACUCAGUUGCCAUUAUAUCGGAGUACGCCGAUGCUAUUCCAUAUUUUAAAAAACAAGGUAUUUAUGGAUUGGCUAGAUCAAUGCCAACUUCAGGAGCAAUUGAUUUGGUGGCCAAGGACAAGGGAGUCGAUGUUUACGAAGUCCCCACUGGCUGGAAGUUUUUCUGUUCCUUAUUUGAUGCCAAGAAAUUGAGUAUUUGUGGAGAAGAAAGUUUUGGUACUGGAUCCAACCACAUUAGAGAAAAGGAUGGAUUGUGGGCUAUUGUUGCUUGGUUGAACUUAUUGGCAGACUAUCACAAAUCAAACCCAGGCAAGCCAACAUCGAUUGAAGUUGUUCAAAAUUCAUUCUGGGACAAGUAUGGAAGAACGUUUUUCACUAGAUACGAUUAUGAGAAUGUGUCGAGUGAAGGCGCCAACAAAUUGAUUGACUUGUUGCAGAGCAUAGUAGAUGAACGUAAACCAGGUGAUGAGUUGGCUCCUGGUUACGCCAUCAAGCAAGCUGAAAACUUUUCAUACACCGAUUUGGACGGGUCAGUUUCCUCCAAGCAAGGAUUGUUUAUCAAGUUUACCAAUGGGUUGAGAUUUAUUGUGCGUUUAUCAGGAACUGGAUCUUCUGGAGCCACUGUGAGAUUGUACUUGGAAAAGCAUUCAAAUGACCCAUCAACUUAUCAAGUCAAAGUUGAUGAAUACUUGGCCAAGGAUGUUGAAUUUGUGUUGAACUUGUUGAAGUUCAAACAGUUCUUGGGUAAGGAGGAACCAGAUGUUCGUACUUAG